This is a messenger RNA of Bombyx mori (domestic silkworm), 1490 nucleotides long. RefSeq lists its product as uncharacterized. The record is from RefSeq and is a predicted model, not a curated record. Bases 262 to 744 code for a protein of 160 amino acids. Lineage: Eukaryota; Metazoa; Arthropoda; Insecta; Lepidoptera; Bombycidae. The transcript is spliced from 3 exons.
CGUUCAUUGGCGGGAAACGAAAGAGAAUCUCUUUACAGUUUACUGUCUACCUACUGUCUUUACACAAAAUCAAUAUGUAAACAAAAUAAAUGUAUAAACCAUAUUAAACAGUAAAGCUAAUACACAGUUUCAAUGAAUUAUCAUAGUGAAUUAUUGAAAACCGCACAAUUUUAGCUAGUAUUUAAAACGGAAACACACCUAGUAACUUAUGCCUUUACAUAUUUAAGUGCUGAAACUGGUUACAUACCUAGUGAAAGAACCAUGCUGGAUAAAGAAUUGCUAGAUAAAUGUUAUUUUAUCCCAAAAGAUGUAAUGCUAAAAGUCCUUGCAAUGCUCGAAUCUUCCACUCCGUGGAAAUCGACAAGUGACAUAUGCAGAAGGAACUUGGCAUCAAUCCAAGGCUUUCGGAGUUCUCCCAAAUUCAGAGAUGACAGCCUGGCUCCUCACGGCCUAAAAAGUUUACAUCACUUGGCUCUCAACAAGGCUAUAUAUGCUCAAGACUGGGAUAAGCUUUUGUAUGUUUUGAAGAAAAUACCUCCUUGGAAGUUUAAAUUCUCUCGCCCCAGUCAUGCUGCUGUGUAUUAUCGGGCAAUGACAAUAUUACUGCUAAACCAUCCAACAGCUCAAGCCAACAGUCUCAUGAAUGAAUUCCUACAUAUGGUCCUUUCUUGUAGGUCUGAUGCUGACAAGAAGGCUAUUCUCAAAAUACUUUUAAGUUUACCUAGUAAGCGACACACACAAUAGAAAUCCUUGUAUUUAAAAUUGUGCAUUUUGUUAUUGAUUUUGAAGGAGCUGGAAAUUUUGUUCCAAGCAAUGAGUUUAUAAUUCAAGAGCUUGCUUACACUUAACUGGCUAUGUUAACAAUUUUUUGUUUUGUCUUAUUUUUUUCAUAAAUCUUUGUAAACAUGGUCUGCACCCACCUAUUUUAGUUCACAUUCUCAAUUUUAAUGUAAUUAUUACAGUUACAAUAGACAAUAGUGAAGACAAAAUUUUUAAUGUACAUAGUUAAUUAUUGUUAUGUUUAUUUAAUAUUGCUAAGUGUAAUUUUAAUAUUACAAAAUCUUCCAAAACUGUGAUGAAACACCAAUUAAUGUUUUAAGGUAAAUUAUUUUGUAAAAACUUGACAUAUAAUCUAUUUUAUUUUUUUGUUGCCCUUGUAGGCAGCAUAUGAGCAUAUGGCCCACUUGAUGGUGAGCGGUUACCGUCGCCCAUGGACUACAGCAAUACCAGGGACAGAGACAAGCCACUGCCUACCGUUAAGUACUCUCCACAAGCCUCGUUUGAAGAAGGGCAUGCCAUAGGGCUCAGAAACACCAUCUGUGUCUGUGUUUCAAAAUACUUUGUUAUUGAAUAAGUAUUUCAAACAAAUGCUUAGUGCAUAUGAAGAAGUGCUAAAUGUAAUCAGUAAAAAAUAUGUAUUAUACAAUAAAACAAUUGUUUAGUGCAUAUGAAGAAGUGCUAAAUGUAAUCAAUAAAAAAUAUGUAAUGUG